GGCUCCGGCAUUGAGUGUCGGGACGAGUGAGACAGAACGUGCAGCGGAGCCGAGCAGAGCCGAGCAGAGUGCUUCCCGUGCACACGCCUUCCGGCCUUCCGCGAUCCACCGCGAACUCGUGCCACCCGUGAGGACCCUCAAGAGCGUCAAGACACACCGCCACCGCCAUGAAGGUGUACUUCUUCGUCGCCCUAGUGGCGUGCGCCAGCGCCAUGCCCCUGGGCCAGGAGGGCCCCGAGGCCAAGGAGGCCGUCGCCCUGGCCCCCGCCGCCCCCGCCGCCCCCGCGGCCCCCGCCGCGCCCGUCAACAUCCCCGCCGACGAGUCGCGGAAGGAGGAGCCCAAGCCCAUCGUCCCGGUGGAGCCAACGGCUGAGCUGGCCGCCAAGCCCGCCGAGGUCGCCGUCAAGGCCGUGGAGGCCCCCGCCGCCAUCCCCGAGGCCCCCGUCAAGCCCGUCGAGGAGGUCAAGAUUGAGCCGGUAGCCGACAUCAAGCCCGUCGAGGAAAAGCCCGCGCUCAAGACCGUCGAGGCCGUCGAGAUCAAGGAGGCUCCCAAGGAGGCCCCCAAGGAGGCCCUGAAGGAGCUGCCCAAGGAGGAGAUCAAGGAGGAGAAGAAGGAAGAAAUCAAGGAGCCCCUCGCCAAGCCCGCGGAGAUUCUCAAGGAGGCGCCCAAGGAACUGCCGAAAGAGGAGAUCAAGGAAAUCAUCAAGGACCUGCCCAAAGAGGAGAUCAAGGAGCCCACGCUGGAGAAGGAGAUCCCCAAGGAGUCGCUUAAGGAGCUGCCCAAGGAAGAAAUCAAGGAGGAGAAGAAGGAGGAGAUCAAGGAGGAGAUCAAGCCCAUCAUCAAGGAGGAGGCCAAGAUUGCCCCCGAAAUCAAGGAGGAGGCCAAGAUUAUCCCCGAGAUCAAGGAGGAGAAGAAGGAGGAAAUCAAGAAGGAAGAGAGCAUCCCUGCCGCCGCCAAGGCCAUCCCCGAGGAGGAGAAGAAGGAGGAGAAGAAGGAAGUGAAGGAGGAGAAGAAGGAAAUCGUCAAGCCCGAAGCCAAGAUUGAGCCACUGCAGCCCAACAAGGACCAGGCUCUCGUCACGGAGGAGAUGAAGGUGGAGCCCUCCAACGCCAUCGAGGACAAGAUCACCGAGAAGAAGAGCGAGCCGAUGAAGCUGGAGAUGAUCGGCGAGCUGCCCCAGGCCGCCAAGCAGGUGGCCGUGACGACGCCAAGCCCAAGGACGGCAUCCUCCAGGUCAAGUCUGCCGAUGUCCAUCAAGCUGGAGGAGGCCAAGAAGGAGGAGCCCAAGAAGGACCUGCCCAAGAUCGAGGAGCCCAUCAAGAAGGAGGACAUCAAGGAAAUCAAGAAGGACGAGGAGGUCAAGAAGGACCUGAAGCCCGAGGACGCCAAGGCCGCCGUCGACGCCGACACCGCCCUGAGGAAACAGCGUGAGGCCGAGAAGAAGGGCGAGGAGAAGAAGAAGCCUACCGAGACACCCAAGAAGGAGGACCUCAAGAAGGACGACAUCAAGAAGGGCAAGAGCGAGGAGGAAGUCAAGGCCGCCGUGCAGGAAGCCGUCAAGCCCACCGAGACCGCGGUCAAGGCCGAGCCGCAAGUCCAGGCCAAGGACCUCCCCAAGACCGAGGAGAUCAAGAAGGAGGAGAUCAAGAAGGACGAAAUCAAGAAGGAGCCCAUCAAGGAGGAAAUCAAGAAGGAGGACAUCAAAGAAACGCUGAAGAAGGAGGAGGCCCCCAUUGAGGGCAAAAAGGUCGAUAUCCCUGCCAUCCCCGCCGUGCCUGCCGUGCCCGCCGUGCCCGUCGCCCCGGUGGCCGACGCCAAGGAGGAGGUGAAGAAGCUCGAGAUCCCCGCCAUCAAGGAGGAGAAGAAGGAGGACAUCAAGAAGGAGGAGAUUAAGAAGGAAGAGCUCAAGAAGGAGGAAAUCAAGAAGGACGACAUUAAGAAGGAGGAGAUCAAGAAGGAGGAGAUCAAGAAGGACGACGCGGCGCCGAUCCUCAAGUCAGCGGUAGCGGAAGCGGCGCCAGUGGCCCCCGUGGCGCCAGCGGUGGCGCCGGUGGCGGCAGCAGCGCCCGAGGCACCAGUAGUGGCCGCGGAGGCCCCCGCAGCCCCCGUCCAGUGAAGGCCCCCGUCCGCUCAGCGAGAGGUCGUCUUUACCGCCGAUUCAAGCCCCUCUGACUCGGCAACCACACCGUUGCCUGGCCACGGGGUGCCCCGCGGCUUUGUCCCUUCCCGCGCUAUAGGAUGAAAAGUUUAGCUAUUUAUUGAAAUCUUCUAGCCGGGAAGGGACAGACCGGUCCACAGUACAAGUUAAGUGCGGCAGAGUUUAGAGCAGUUUAGAGUAAAAACGCAUACUGCGCACACUCAUAGUGCCAACUGCACGUAGACCGAUACUGUAGAGCAAACUAGCUGGGUGCAGCACAGUGCAGCAGCAGGUCGAUCGCGUACCGACCUACAAAACAAAACUUUCCUCACUCUAAGUCGCGUAGGUUUAUAUGCAGUGAGCUUUGAGCGCCAUUGCUCAGCGUAGAAUUAUCUACUUGGUGAUAAAAUCAGGCUCAACACGCUUGCCAAUGUUUCCUUUCUUUUGUUGCAAUUUUUUUAAAGAAAAAAAAAGGCGUGUAUGUUUGUAUGCCCGCAGUGUUGCCAAAACCACAAAUUUGUCAAAAUAUAAAAUUAAUAACUUUUUAAAAAAGGAGUGUUUGGCCGUAAAAUUGUACGCGGAAAUCUAAGGGUUUCAAAUAGAUGUGUCAAACUGUGGUCUAUGUUUAGGUUUUGGCAACAUUGGUCCGUAGUCAAGACUGAUCUGAAGAAUCUGAUGCUCAUGGUUACGAAGUAAGACGGUUUUGAACAGUAAUUGCCUUGUGUACAUAGGUAACAUUAAGCUGUUCUUUUUUGUAUUUUUCUAAAGUAGUUUUAUGAAUGUGUGAGUGCGUCUUUACGGUUAGUUUUCUUUGCGAUAAAUUAUUACACAAAGUCUACUUGAGACAUAGUGAAAUUGUAAAACCAAUUCGGGAACGCAUUUCCUGAACAUGAGUGACCCAUACCCAUCCUGCUGUCCAUCCAAACUAAAUGUAUUUUAUUACUUGUCUGUAUUUUUAAGUGGUCAGAAAUAAAUCAACUCUUCUCCAAGGAUGAACAAAGA
Messenger RNA from Thrips palmi, 3140 nucleotides. Its product is annotated as probable inactive protein kinase DDB_G0270444. The record is from RefSeq and is a predicted model, not a curated record. Lineage: Eukaryota; Metazoa; Arthropoda; Insecta; Thysanoptera; Thripidae.